AUGUACUCGGACCAAUGCGGUGGCCAAAAUAGAAACAUCAAAAUGGCACUACUAUGCAAUUAUAUUGUUUCCUCUCAUGAUCUCAUUGUUGAAGAAAUUAACCACAAAUUUUUAGUCAGUGGACACUCAUACCUACCGUGUGACCAGGAUUUCGGACUAAUUGAAAAACAAAAGAAAUAUUUCAAAGACAUCUAUGUGCCAGAUAGCUGGGAAACCGUUGUUAAGGCAGCAAGAAAAAAGGUUCCUUUUAAAGUUGUUCAGAUGACAGUCACAGAUUUUUACUCUACUGUUAAUUUAGAGAAGAAUAUAACGAAUCGAAAAAUUUCCGAAGAUAAAUUAAAAGUAGAAUGGAUGAAAAUCCAGUGGCUGCUCUUUAAAAAGUCGGAUCCGCUUAAAAUCUAUUUUAAAUACUCAAAUCAAGAUUUUGCUCCAUUUGAUUCAGUAGACGUGUCUAAAAGGAACUCUUCUAACAGUUUUAAAGAGCUGAAUCUGUUAUAUCCAAAAGGACGUAAAGUUGAUAUCAAAAAGAAAAAGGACCUAUUGGAUCUUGUAUGUUUUAUUCCCCCCAUUCAUCACGAGUUCUAUCAAAACCUGAAAACUGCGCAUGAUCAAGACGAUGAGAUUUAUUCUGAUAGCGAUGAAAAUGAAUGUGAAAAUUAG
Acanthoscelides obtectus is the source of this 660-nucleotide messenger RNA. Lineage: Eukaryota; Metazoa; Arthropoda; Insecta; Coleoptera; Chrysomelidae. The record is from the annotation of a GenBank genome assembly.